GGUACGUUUAGGUAUAUUCAGCAUUACUGGAACAUACUAUGGCUUUUUCUUUACACCAAAUUUAGAUUUUUACGUCUUUUGACUCCAAUUUAAUCGUCCGAAGAACAUCAAUAAAUGACCAAAAGGCCUAGUAUCUUUGUGAAAUCUAAAUAAAUGAAAGUGCAUAAAGCGUCUCUUUAAAUUGAUAUUCAACACCGAACAUACUCUAGUCGUCCAUUGUGCGCCAGAAGGUCCUUUUCACCUCCGUAGCUAGUCUGGUGACACACCUGAUUAUAAUAAUAUAUCUCAUCGAAAUAACUUUAUUUAACCGUGACACAAGGAAAUCAAAAUCCAAAGCUGCAUAUAAAUUUGGUAAUUCAAUGUAAAUGACAGUAUUUACGGAACAAUAAUUUGCCUCGAGAGUACUGCGUGAUUGGCAUUAAAUACGACCAAUGAAAUUCAUUCACAUGUUAAUUAUUCGACAGCAAGGUCCAGUAUUCUGACCAAUCGUUGAACAGGGUUUUGACACGUGAAGAAUUCGCGGCAAAAAAGAUUUGGCGCGCAAACCCCAAGCCCUGUUCAGAUCAGCUGGGACAAUAAUAACAACAGACUUUUAUUGGAGAAGGAAGCUUGUCUGGUUGAAGACUACUGCACAAAUAGGAUUGUUUCUUGGUGUUUCUGGAGUUGCAUUUUGGAUAUCAUAAACAACAAGUUUUGAAAAACGUUUUAAAUUCAGUUGUUUGUUUUUUUUUGUGUUCUUCCUGGAUGUGUUUCCGAAAGUUUGCGGGGGAGAAUAGUGAACACUUUGAUGACAUUUUUCGGAGUUUGACAAUUAGGUCGCCAGGCCCAGUCUACAAAUACGGUAUGAAGGUGUCGAAUAUAUAUUAAUUACUGGUUCCACACUGCAAUUUUGUUUGAGUGGGUGAAACUAUACUAUUGGGGACAUAAUUUAAAUUAUCUCUGCUACGAAGUUAAACCAUGUACUUGUUAGAUCGUAUGUUUUCAUGCAUUCUAAACUGAAAAUACAUCGCCGAACAAAGGAAAACUCUGCAACAAAAGUUUUACCAAAACUAAACUUUUUUUGAAGAAUAUAAAAUACAACCUCAUCGAAUAAGGAACGAACGGAGCGUUUUAAAACUGAAAAACGUCAGAUUGUUUGUUGGUCGUAGUAAAGUAAUUGCCCAGUAACUGUAAAUUGUUAAAUCGUUAUAAUUCAUAUUUGUAUUUUAUUACAUCACGUCUAUCCGUUUUAUAUCAGCUUUGAGGAAAAUGCAGCUAUAUUUAACGCUGGCGUUAGCUUCGGGCUAAUUGGGACUUAAUAUCUACGUUUUGUGGGAAUCGGCUCAGUGCUUUGUUUUACAAAUAUCAAUUCAAUCUUCACAGCUUGUUGCCGCUAGGGAUUUUGAGACUGUUGUGCGUAGUUUUAAAUAUGGCAAACAGGCCAGUUUUUAAUACGUAUUUGUCUCAAGAGUUUUUCGCUGUAUUGGUAAAACAAGCAGGAGCCUUCACUCAUUGCUAAGACACUUAAGGUUUAACUUUGCGCCAAAAGUAAAGUGACUGGAGCGGGCAGAAGCGGCCUGCCAUGUCAGAGACGCUGAUCACGGGUCAGACCUCGGAGGAUCUCUUGGCCGACUUCGAGUCUCUCCUGAGCUCUGGAAGUAUUAACCUAACCGAGGAUCACCAGAUUGUCAUCAUCUCCACUCCGAACAAUGUGGACAUUCACACAGCAGCUUCUAGCAGAACUGCGGAGAUACUUCUGUUCGCCACCCCGCAGGCGCCCCCGCCCGUGGAGGACGAGCGCAGACCGGCACUGGGGCGACCUCCGGUGAAAAGGAAACUUGAUCUGGACAGUGACCACCAGUAUGUGAGCAGUUCCCGUCCCACGCCAGUAAGUGGCGUGCCAGCAUCUACACCUGCACCACCGAGAGUUUCCAAGUCCUCAUCGGAGAAGUCCCGUUAUGACACGUCCCUGAACCUCACCACAAAACGCUUUCUAGACCUUCUGUCAAAGUCUUCUGAUGGCGUGGUGGAUCUCAACUGGGCCUCACAGGUUCUUGAGGUGCAGAAGCGACGGAUAUAUGACAUCACAAAUGUCCUGGAGGGUAUACAGCUUAUCUCCAAGAAGUCAAAAAACAAUAUCCAGUGGCUGGGCACCCGUUUGGACAGUGGGUUUGCAACCCAGCUGCGCAGUCUCCAGAAGGAGGUGUCGAGUCUGGGGGAGGCAGAGGAAGAACUGGAUGAACUCAUAGCUAAAUGCAACCUGCAGCUGAGGUUGCUUACAGAGGACCCCCAGAACAAAAAGCUUGCAUAUGUGAUGUGCCAGGACUUGCGGAGUACAGUGGAUCCCCCCGACCAAAUAGUCAUGGUGGUUCGUGCCCCGCCAGAGACACAGAUGCAGGUGUCUGACCCAUCGGAGGGUUACCAGAUCUCUUUGAAAAGCUUGCGUGGACCAAUCGACGUCUUCUUGUGUCCUGAGGACAGCUCAGAACCUUGUUGUCCCGUGGACUGUAGCCCAACCAAAUCGGUCACAGAGGUGCCAUCCCAAUCUGCAUCAGGUACCCAGCACCUACCCCACGGAGGUCUUCCCCAAAAAGGGACGGCACCAUCCCAUCAGAGCUGUUCUCCACUGCAGCUUGCCAGUGAAACUGAUGCUCUCCUAGUGGAAGACUCGUUCUCCUGUCUGGGUGAGAUGUCUGAAUUUGGCCUUCUUCCUGACUAUUCAUUGGAUGGGAAUUCUGAGGACUUCUCCUCCCUGGCACUGGACAGCUUCAUCAACUUGUCGCCCCCACAGGCGCACGACUAUCACUUUGGGAUGGAGGAUGGCGAGGGUAUAAGUGAACUCUUUGACUGUGACUUUGGGGAGCUGGCGCCCCUUGACUUCUGAGGAUUAGCCAGCUGAGGGGUGGUACCAGGAAGAAGCUAUGGGAUACCCGGUAGUUAGGUUGUCGAAUGGUUUGGUAUAAAGUGCAUUGUUUUGGGUGGCUGCUUAAUUAAUUUAUUUGUAUUUUAAAGUAUUCUAUUUUUUUGUUAAAGACUAGUGUGUGUCUUUGUGUGUGUUUGUAAAUGUGCUUUUGUGUACAGUAAAGGAAUAGGAUAAUAGCAUGUUGGUCAUUAACUAGAAAAAAUGAGGUAGAAAAGCACUUGUUUCAGUAAAAUUAUCUAAGUAAGUGAUCUUGGAGGGCUUUGUGCCAUAAUCUCAGGAAGUGUGGGGGUCAGUGAGAGCAACAAUGUGUAUUUAUUAAGUUUAGUAGUUGAUUGGGUUUAAAAAGGUAUCGUAGAGAUGUAAGUGUAAACAAUGUGAUCUGAAUUGAAAUGUUUCUCAUAUUUAAGCAAACAGUCCUUUGACUUUCUUCUUAAGGUAAGGGUGGUUUACGUAUCAUUUGUCAAAAAAAGCACAAUUGCUGUAUUGCGAGGUCAGAUAUUGCAUGUGUGCACAGAUGUAUCGAUUUAUGAACAUUUUGCAAUAUUUAGUAGCCAAACUGCCAGGCAAAUGGGCAAAUGAAAGUUAGUUUUUGCAUAGGUUUUGUUUUUAUUUCAUAAACCUGUAUCAGCAAAUGCAGAAUUUUAAGACCUUCCCCGCUCACAUUUAUACAUCUGUGCUUUAGGCAGUUCAUAUAGUAAUCAGUAUGUGAAGAAACUGUUCUGUUUUAUGGGGUCUUCCCAGCUCAUGCGAAUGUGAGACUUUCACUUGUGGUUGUGCAGCAGUUUGUUCCCAGCAACACAGAGUAAGAAUAAAAUUCCAGGCUUGUUUUUUGCUACAAUAUAGCAUUCUUCAUUAAACCUGUAACUUCAGUGUGACUGUGUGUGUGUAUAAAUAGGUUAGUCAGUUGGCCUCGGCUUCUUUCUUUUACUUGGAGCAAUAAUUUACGUAAAGCUUCACAUUUUCACAUACCUGACUUGGUUUUAUUUAAAAAUGCGUGUUAUGCAUUAUCUGGUCAGUAUAAAUAUGCUGAAGAAAUAUAUGAUGUGUGUUAUGUCACUUCAAAUGGAAAAAUGCAUCGCCCAUCCCUACAUUAGUAACUUUCAGUCUACAGUCAUUUUAUUGGUUAAUAUUAACGUGGUACAUUUAAUGUAUCUUCUGCUCCCUGUACAUUAUAUUACAGUUUGAAACUGACAUAAAGGCAGCAGAAAUUCUCUGUGUUAAUAUUGUUUUAACAAGAAAUGCCAUUAACAACACUGAUGGCUUAAGUUCUUUGUUUUCCUAUGCUGUGCUUUGUUUUCCUAUGCUAUUCUUUUAAACCGCAUUCCUAAAUUCCUUAUUCCACUUUUACUCUAAGCUCUUAAUUUUUAUAUAUUGAAUGAUCUGAUCGUGAUUUGAUUGCCCAUUUUAAUUUAUUGGUCUGUGUACAGUCAUUGGUAUGUACAGUACACUGUCUCUACAUUGAGGAUGUUAUUGUCAUAUUUGGAGUAUAUUGUACAGCGAACUUGGCCUGUACAAUAAUGAUGAAAUAGUUUACUGAGUUUACUGAAUAGUUGGUCUGAUUGUAGUUCCUGUACAACAAGAUUACAGUGUUCCACUUUCAUUUUCUUUCCAAAUUGUCACUAAUAAAUUUUUUUAUUUUCUAUUAAAAAAAAAUUAUGAAUCCCACUCCGAAACAUGUCUUACUUAGCUGCCAAGGGUGUGCUGUGUAAAUAUUUUAUGAUUGAGCUGGGCUUCCAUAGUGGUUCUCAACUUGUAUUUCAAGCCUCCUCAGCCAGUGAUCUUUUUGUUCUUCACCAGCUACAGCUGCCACACCUGUCUUAAUAUUAAGCCGUUCAUUGGCUGGGUCAAAGUUGCAUAUGUGGACUGGCUGUGGAGUGUGAGGACAUAGCUGAAAGCCACUGGGAUACUGUGAAGGGAAAAGGUCAUUACACCUUGGGCAAAUGGCAUGGGUGUGGUUUUCUGCUCCAGUCUUCAUAAUAAAACGGCCAUUUUGUAAGUA
This is a messenger RNA of Brienomyrus brachyistius, 4901 nucleotides long. RefSeq names its product E2F transcription factor 1 (gene e2f1). The record is from RefSeq and is a predicted model, not a curated record. Gene Ontology annotation, molecular function: RNA polymerase II cis-regulatory region sequence-specific DNA binding; protein dimerization activity; DNA-binding transcription factor activity, RNA polymerase II-specific. The coding region runs from base 1562 to 2863 and encodes 433 amino acids. The transcript has 7 exons. Gene Ontology annotation, cellular component: Rb-E2F complex. NCBI's taxonomy places the organism in Eukaryota, Metazoa, Chordata, Actinopteri, Osteoglossiformes, Mormyridae. Gene Ontology annotation, biological process: G1/S transition of mitotic cell cycle; regulation of transcription by RNA polymerase II.